Molecule: messenger RNA, 1672 nt
Organism: Aegilops tauschii subsp. strangulata
Lineage: Eukaryota; Viridiplantae; Streptophyta; Magnoliopsida; Poales; Poaceae
Source: RefSeq, a predicted model, not a curated record
GUCGCCCUUCCUUCCUCCCCCGUCCACUAGUUCCUCCACCAAAAACUAGGGUUAGGGUUAGGGCGGCGGCGGCGGCGGCUUUAUUUCCGAUCGCGAUCGCCAUGGCCACCGGAGGCGCCCCAAAGCCGGAGGAGGAGACCGUCGUCUUCCCCGAUUGGGUGAUGCUGGAACGCAUCUUCCGCCAACGGUGCCACGACGACCUAGACGCUGCUGGUGAGGCCAUCAACAAGAACAAGACCGCUGCUCCAGUCAAGAUAGACGGUGGCCACUCCUGCUUCGUCUCCUUCACCCUCGCAGGUCCUCCAGGGUCCUCCUACUUCAACCUCCAUUGGCCGGAGAGACAAGGCUCAGACAGACUCUCUGCCUUCGUCUGGGCAACCGACAAGAACCUCGUCCUCUUCGAUAUCUCGAUCCCCGACCGAAUUCGCUACAUGGACGCUCCGCCAGAUCUGUUCGUCUACACGGCCUCUGCUCCUUCCCCCUCGGUGCAGCAGCUUCCUCGGUGCAGCACAAAGCGGUUCCUGGCUCAUCGGUUCACCACCGGCAUUCUGCAGCUCAAAGCGGAGCACUGCUACAUUGUUGCCGACCUCAAUGUCCACCUCAAGAAAAAGAGCGUUUGGGCUGAACUCUGUGUCUUCAACUCCGGCGCCAACGACUGGAGAAUCAUCACCGAGGUGCUUGCUGGUAAGCUCCCUGACCUCUGGUGGUCCGAUGAUGUGUUUGCUUUCGACGGCCGUUUCCUUUGCAGGGUGGACUACUUCUGCGGCGUCGUGCUAUGCGACUUCUCCAAAAAUGUGGACUCCCAGGUGCUCCACUUCGUGCCUUUUCCUGGAGGAAUCAAAUACCCUGAUGAUGCACGGUUCCCGAGGUACUUCCCAGGGAGGUUCCUAAGUGUGUCCAUCAGCCAAGGCAUGAUCCGCUAUAUCCACAUUGACAAUGACUUUCAUGAGACUAUCCACUCCGACUGGCAAGGGAUUCCUCCUAAGAGAAUCCAACGGCGGCAGCAGCAGCUUCCCCACAAAAUCACCAUUUGGACGUUGAACUCCAAGUUCGAGUGGGAGGUGCAUUGUAAGAUCAACCUGGAUUGUCUCUCGGCACAACCUCUUUACCGAGGUCUACCUCGGCGUCUUCCUGAGUUCCCAGUCAUCAGCAUGGAUGACCCGGGUGUUCUAUGCUGCUUGCUGAGGGCGAAGGAAUUUGGUGGCAAGGAGCGGAUGAUCAUGGUUGACAUGAACCAUGCGGAUCUGCAGUCAUGUACUGAUGUGAAUGUAGAAGACAAGUUCUCUAAUACCACCCAACUUCCAACUGUCUUCUCCAAAUACCUUCAAAAGGCCAACAGGGAUGGCAUGGGACAACAUUGAGCUUACUUCAUUGAAAUGCAAGUCUGCAAUAUGAAGACCUGUAAUCUGGUGACUGAAGGUGAAAACUUUGCGGAUGCUCAAAUCAAAGAUGUUGUUUGUCAAUGACGCGGUGCAGGCAGAACAGUUUGAUGAUGUACUGAUGAAUAUCUAUUGGAGUAACGCUACAUGUUCUGGAUCAUGUAAUCAUAUGUUUAAGCGUUAAAAGUAUGAGAUUGAAUAUCUUUUCUUUCAUGAAAAUUGAAUUGAGGGUAAGCACAAGGAAAAAAACUAGUGCUAGACAUUAUUUUUGUGUUUUCUUAUCGAGGCCAAAA